This is a messenger RNA of Aspergillus viridinutans, 537 nucleotides long. RefSeq lists its product as uncharacterized. The record is from RefSeq and is a predicted model, not a curated record. The transcript has a single exon. The coding region runs from base 1 to 537 and encodes 178 amino acids. NCBI's taxonomy places the organism in Eukaryota, Fungi, Ascomycota, Eurotiomycetes, Eurotiales, Aspergillaceae.
AUGAGCCCAUGCUCACCAAUCCCGCACCAAGGCGCAUUAGUCUCCAGCUAUAAGCUGCCAAGCGGAAUACUCCUCACACAUCUCAACUGCUCCUCCCUCCGCAACGAAACCCCAUCAACACUGAUCCCGAAUCCCAGCGCCACAAGCUGCAGCAUCUCGUCUUUCAUCCAGCAAAACGAGUCCACCUCGCGGCAGUCUCGCCGGAUACGGAGUGACGAUCUCCUCAAGGUCCGUGCAGAAGUCCCCCACACGCAGAAAGAAGGCGAGCUGCAGCCGCAUCCAAACAUCAAGAAAAGCUGCUCGCUGAACGCGCGCCGCUGCGUCUCCUUGUCCGAGCACUCGAGAUACACACAGUCUAGCCGAUCUCCCCGAGGGCGACUAGCGGGCAGGGGGAUUGGGCCCUCAGCUCGUUGCAAAGUUGUAUGUCUCGUCGUCCGCGUGGUGGAUCUCGGCAGCAUGGUACAGAUGCUCCCCGAGGGUCAUUGUGCAGGUGUUGGGAUACUGCUUGACUAUUUAGGAUCUCGUGCACCCGGCUAA